Messenger RNA from Aegilops tauschii subsp. strangulata, 5513 nucleotides. RefSeq lists its product as uncharacterized. Gene Ontology annotation, biological process: root development; shoot system development. The record is from RefSeq and is a predicted model, not a curated record. NCBI's taxonomy places the organism in Eukaryota, Viridiplantae, Streptophyta, Magnoliopsida, Poales, Poaceae.
UUCUGAAGAUGGGAAGUUCAGAGUUCAAGCAAACAAAGUGCUGUGCUACAGGAUUUGUGCAGAGCUGCGCGAUGGGAGGAAGCUGGGGAGAUGAUAUCUAAGAUGGCCAGAAAGGAUUGUCCCCCAAAUGAAGUCACAUCAAUAUACUAAUCAAUUCCUUGUGCCAAAAAGGGCUUAUCGAUCGUGCAAUCUAGGUGGUUGAGCAAAUGCCAAAGUAUGGAAGUACACCUGAUAUUUUCACAUACAAUGCCCUUAUCAAUGGCUUUUCUGAACAAGGCCGUCUGUAUGAUGCCGACAAGUUAUUAAGCACUAUGCCGUGCAAGCCAGAUACCGUUUCCUAUAAUUCUACAUUGAAGUUCAUGUAGAGCUGAGCGAUGGAAGGAAGCAGAGGAGGUUGUGGCUGAGAUGCUUAGAAAGAAGUGCCCUCUAAAGGAAGUAACAUUCAAUUAUGCUAAUCAAUUGUUUAUACCAAACAGGGUAACUUGAAUCAACCUUUGAAAUCUCUUGAGAAAAUUCCAAUAAUAUAAAGUUAUGCUUGGUCAUCUACACUGCCCCUGCGAAAGGCGCUUUUGUAAGCAAGAGUCUGAAGGAUGCCCUGAGUUAUGAAUCAGUGCACUUGUGCAGGCCUGCCACGGUCCACUCUUAUUCUUCAUCAAAGGAUUUGUGUAGAAAUGAGCAACAUGUAAAUGCCAGAGUUUCUGGUUGAGAUCAGCGCCGAGAGGGUAAUCCAAAUAAGGCCUCUUUUGGUUAGGCUGGAUAUAGCCAGGAUCAUGGCCUGAUCCACGCCAGUGACAGAAAACGUGAUGUAGGCAACCGGAGGCGACGGGGCAGAGUCGACAUAGCCUACACCUCUGGCAAAAUUUUAGUUUCUCCUUUCCCCACAACUUGCACAACUGAACUGAGAUAACUGUGCCGUCACCUACUUCUCUCCGCACAUGACCUCCGGCGGCAACGACAACAAUGGCUUGGUUCUCUCCUAUAUUGCAACUACUACUAGUCGGAGGGAGCUUCUUGAUUAAGGAAUGUACUUUAUUUUGUUGUAAGGAGAAAAGUCAGUUGCAACAAAGAAUUAUUUGAUUUUCUGCCAGUUACCAAGUGAUCUCAGAUGUUUUGUUCUGUCUGAAAUGGUUGAAAAAAAAAUUAAAAGCAUUGUACUUCUGAGUAAUUCUGAAAAUCCAUGGUUUCCUUCAUAUCUGGGUAAUUCUUCUCAUGCGCCAUCUCCAUGGGAAUUCUGGAUCAUGUGUAUGUGUUACAAUCCAAAUACCUGCUCGGUCAGCUUCUGAAGAUGGGAAGUUCAGAGUUCAAGCAAACAAAGGUCGAAGCCACAUGGUUGAUGGUUGCGUCACACCUAGCCAGAUUCCCUUCAUAGUUGCCAAUGGUGGCCAUCGUAUGCUCAGUUAUUAUUUUGAUCUCACUGAUCAUGCAUAGGACACGCCAGGUCGAAGCCACAUGGUUGAUGGUUGCGUCACACCUAGCCAGAUUCCCUUCAUAGUUGCAAAUGUUGUCCAUCAUAAGCUCAGUUAUUAUUUUGGUAUGUAUCUACCUUGUUAUUCUUAUUCAUACGAUAAGUUAGCAUUGCUGAUAAAAUCAUAUAGCUAAUUGUGAUGGAUAGACUAACUGAAAAAAUGAAACAAAAAAUGUUCUUAAUCUAUACCUACUAUUAAAGGGAGGUGAUAUUCUUGGUUUCGUCCCGCUUUGUUUGGUCCUGUUUCAAUUAAUUUCACGUACCCUAUUUGGUUUCGUUACUUGCCACCCGUUUGGAAGCCCAUAUGGCGGCGCACUAUGGCCUUUGUUCGGAGAAAAAUAAAAUUGCCGAUGGAAGGGUUCGAUCUCAUAACCUGCCAGCCGGCCAUGCACAGUUUGUUAAAAGAACUGACCCAGCUAGAGAUAUGAGUGGAUUUUUUUCUUCUGGUGCAACGCAAGGGCCUUGUUGUUAGUAAUAAAAUAAUCCAUAUUCACAUAUGAAAAAAAUUGUAUGCUGGUUUCUUCUGCAUGAUGUGGUAUUUCAUGGGAGAUGAUUAUUGGAUUGAGCAUCAUGGAUUUAUGAGAUACCAUAUCCUAAUGUUAACACAUUUUUUUUCCGAAAAGGAGGAUGACCCCCGGCCUUUGCAUCUGGGAGAUGCAUGCAGUCAUUUUAUUAAUUAUUCACAAGGACCUUACAAGCUAAUACAUCAAUAUGUCUGAAUCCGCCAUCCUGGCGACAUUGUGUCGCAACUCCUAUCCAAUUGAUGAAGGGAUGCGGUAAGCCUGAGCCGAAUACCCAGACCUCUCACCAAAGCUAACAUCUAAAACCGAAGGCCUGAACAAAGCCACAUACUAGGUGUGGGGCACAAACCGGUCUGACGCACUCUCAUGGGCCAGGAGUCGGAAUUAACCACAUGGCACCACACACCAGCCUCUCCUUGCCAAACGGCGCCCCAAUGGAGGUAACGACACCGAGCGCUGCCGCCGCCGCAUCCACAAGGGAUAACAGGAAUUAACCUUGGGUCGGAGAAGAGGGGGUGGGGAGAAGGGAUCUCGUCGGUGCCACCAAGGAGGGGAGCAGCGCCCGCAGGCGGUGUCACCGACAUGGAUGGCCAAGCCACCAAAGGAUUUUUCCCGAACCCAACUCACACCACCGUGCCCAGCCGCCAUCAGGCCGGUGAGACAAGAUCACCGGCGCGAGAUCCGGCGGGAAGUGGACAAGACGGGAAACUUCAGAUCCGCCGCUAGGAGAACCGCCGGAGCAGACCACCGGCCAUGUACCGCGCUUGCCGUCGCCGCUGAGGACACCAACCCUCUCCCAUGAGCACCGCCAGCCGUGAAGAUGACGUUGGCUCUCCAAGCAGGGCCGCCGCCCUGGAGCCCCAUUCCCUUUGCCGAGACCGGAGCGACGAAAUCCCCGCCGUCACCUUCACCGGCGGCCGCACGGGCUUGCCCGGCGGCCUCCUCUGGUGGCGGCGAGGAAGAUGAGGGGCUAGGAGUGCCGCGGGGUAACCCUAGUCGCCUCCCGUGUCGCCCGGGAGGACGACCUAACAACAAUAAAAUCUCUACUGUAAAAUGGAAAUAUUUUGCCUCAUCAAGGCAUGGUACUAUACUUUUGUUUGUUUCUUCGCCCCACUUACAUUGUAUAAGAACGACCCUAAAAUCCAUUACAACCAUAUACACUAAAAAAACUCAUGUAGCUAAGAAUUUGUGAGGAAAUUUACCAACAUAUUUGUCAAAAAACCUUAGAACCGUGCCUCUUCAACUAUAAUCUUGUCACUCAGUGGCGACGAUAUAUACACACACACACUUAAUAUCAAUUCACAGAAAAUUUAAGCAUUUUUGGGCCACAAAGAGGUUUGUGCACUUGAACACCUCUACAUUUGUUAGCAUUACUAGAUGAAUUGCAAGCAUGCAACUGAAACAUGCCAGCGAUGUUAUGAAGAGUCAAGAGUGUAAGGUUGGACAACGGCUGUUAGCAGAACCAGAUAGCACAACGCUGGAACAUGCGGAUGAAGUCAAUGAAUCCUUGCACCAGCAAGACGAAACCACACGUCGACACCCUCGUGCAGAUGAGUUUGCCACUAACAACUAAGACACGGCUGCAACAUGCCAGCGGCAAAGCAUGAAGAGGGCUAGUCAUCACACACAUGAUCAAGCUGUCUAGAUCAUCCAGCACAAAAAACUGGUCCUCGCGUGUGAGUUUGCCCCUGAUAAUUAAGACACUUUCGACAGGCCUAUAUACUCGUUCAUAAAUGUAUGAAACGAUAUAAGAAGACAGCAGAGCGGCAUGAACUUGCCUUGAAGAUGGGGGACAAACUCUCGGGGCUUGAACUGACAAGGUUCCACUAAAUGAUAGCUUGAGCAUGCAACUAUGUGAAGAUCACUUAUCAAACUAUACCAUUGUUAAUUAGUCCUUGCUCCCAAUUAGUGGAACAUGACAGAGUGCACAUGAGACGACUUUUGUGUUGGGAUCUCUAUGCUUCUGCCAGAUCUCUAGGCUGAUGUAAUGGCAUGAUUCUUCAUGUCUACUAAUCAGAUGCUGCAGCACAGCUGUACACAUAUCUUCUGUAUAAAUAGGCGUCAGCAGAAUGGUAGAUGCAUCAAACUAGAAGCUCUUCUUUCUUCCUCCUCUCUUCGACCACAAUACAGAGCAAAUCUUCAAGCUCAGACAUGGCUUUCCACCAAAGAUCGACAAGUUUGCCUUCUAGGCCUCACGUCAGUGAGACCGAAGUCGAGCUAGAGCUUCAGAGCCUAGAAGCAAGCAUCUCUUCCUCUAAUUCCAUCAGCACGAUGUGCGAUGGUCUCAGGACUCUUGCAAACAUCUACGAUGGUCUUGAAGAAAUCAUCUGCCUACCAAGGAACCAAGUUUGCUCCUCCCAGCAGAGGAGCAUGUUGGAUGGAGAAAUGGACGCUUCUCUUGAGCUGCUAGAUCUCUGCAGCGCCAUGCAAGAGAUCUUCGUCGAGAUGAAGGCCAUCAUCCAAGAGCUGCAAGUGGCUCUAAGGAAAGGUGAUGACACAGCUACUCAGGCCAAGAUCCAAUCCUACACCCGCUUGGUGAAGAAGUCGAAGAAUCUUUUCAAGAAGACCGCGAAGAAGGCUCCUGCAGAUUGUAGCAUGGUCAUGCUGUUGGCCAAGGCUAGAGAGAUCUCUGUGCCUCUCCUGGAGUCCACACUCCGUCUCUUGUCGAAGCAAAUCGAAAUGCCUAAACAGUCUCUUGUUUCCAAGGCAUUUCACAAGAAGAAGGCAGCUGUUUGCAAGGAGGAGCAAUUGUUGGGGCUAGAGUGCAGUAUCAGAGAUCUCGAGAGUGGGGCAGGACAUCUGUUCAGAAAAUUAGUCCAGAGCAGAGUUUCCCUACUCAACAUCCUUAGCUCAUAGAUACUCCCAAGUCACUCUUGGCGCCCUCCGAUUGGCAUCCGCCUUUUUAAGGAAUAGCUGAUCUUCAUACAAUUUGCCAUAUGUAUACACUAUACUGUAAAUGUACAUGAUACUACAGAAAGAGAAAGAAAAGUUUUGAUCCAUUUGACCAUUUCUUCCUUGAAGACGUGUUUGUGAUCCCAGUAUAGUCUAUUUUGAAGCCCAUGGUUAGUGAAUCUUGUUCCUUAUGCAUGAAACAUGCCAGCUCAAAGUCAAAUGGUCUCAACUUGUACUUGGAAGAAUCAAUCAAUUUUAUUGUCCACCACCACCACAUGGCUGUUCAGUCUGGCAUAAUUAGUGCGCUCAAAUUCUAAACAUCAUUGACAUCUAUAUCAUUUAAGCAUUGAAGAAAAUGAAAAUUACCCUAGAACCAAGCUGUUUGCAUGUUCUACCGGAUCAGCAAUAAUCUGGGCAAGACGUAAUCCAAACUUGCUAGUGCGCAAAGUUUUGUUCCUUUCCAUAUAAUGAUUCUCAACACACAGAGAACCCUUUUCGAGAAAAAAUACACAAAGAACAACCGAUUCUUUAUAUGCUUAUUUGUUAUUUCAAACUUCACCAAAGUAACGAUGCCGAUGCCCGAGAAUCAGUUAGUACGACUAAAAGGUAACAGGAUUGUACAAAAACAUUGAAAA